Messenger RNA from Ctenocephalides felis (cat flea), 312 nucleotides. Its product is annotated as protein FAM200B-like. Lineage: Eukaryota; Metazoa; Arthropoda; Insecta; Siphonaptera; Pulicidae. The transcript has a single exon. The record is from RefSeq and is a predicted model, not a curated record. The coding region runs from base 1 to 312 and encodes 103 amino acids.
AUGACGAAUCAUAUUUGCUUCACAUGCUCUUCCUACAACAAUGAAGAACAACCAGUGUGUUUAAUUUGCAAAGAAGUUUUGGCCGCAGAAAGCAUGAAGCCGUCAAAACUGCAACGAUAUUUGGAUACUAAACAUGCAACGUUAUCAAAAAAGCCAAUAGAAUAUUUUGAGCGUCUUUUGCAAACAUCAAAUAAAGAAAAGAACACUUUGGAGAAGUGUGUUACUUUGAAUGAUAAAUAUCUAUUGGCAUCGUAUGAAGUUUCGUAUUUGAUUGCAAAAACGAAAAAACCUUUUACUAUUGGAAAGAAUUAA